Cyanistes caeruleus (blue tit) is the source of this 2064-nucleotide messenger RNA. The record is from RefSeq and is a predicted model, not a curated record. NCBI's taxonomy places the organism in Eukaryota, Metazoa, Chordata, Aves, Passeriformes, Paridae.
AAGUGAUGCACAACCCAGUUACUCACUACCCAAUGACUGAUGCCCAAACAGUCACCAGCCUCUUCCAGGUAACUCCCCCAGUCAUAUUCUGGGCAUGAUGUUUUGUGGCAUGGAAUAUCCUUUUGGCUAGUUUGAACCAGCUGUUCUGGCCAUGCUCCUCCUGCAGCUCCUCAGUGGCAGAACGUGGGCAACAGAAAACUCCUUGGCUUGGAGUAAGCCACUACUUAACAACAACUCCAACAUGUCUGUGUUAUCAGCAUUCUCAUACUAAAUCCAACACUGUGCUGGCUACUAUGAAGAAAAUUAACGCAGUCCUAGACAGAAUCAGGACAGCAGUUGAUUGCUUCCUCCCCCUCCCCUGCUUCUGACAACUCAGCACACAUGGAACUCGAUGACAUCACAGACCUUGGAAUGUUGGUGGUGCCAGUUGUCCCCAGCGCUGAGAUGCAGAGGUAUGUGGUUCUCCACUUCCUCCUGAACAUCCUGGUGCUCUAAACAGAGGGGUUUUGUGGCCACAACAAGCCUUGCUGAGGCUGCAGAAGGUGGCACACUGCUUGUCUACGUCCACAGCCUGCAUGGCCUGCACUCCAGGACGACAAUUUGGAUUCUCCUGGUUGAUGCAGCCCAGAGCAUCCUGAAAAAUGUCAGAGCCAUUUCGCGUCUUUGGGCUAAUGAUGAUGGUCUACCCAGAAUCUCAAGGCUUGCAAGGUGAUGAUGACGAUGAUGGUGAUGAUGAUGACAAUGAAGAAUCAGGGAACUCCAGCCAUUCCGAGCUUCCUUCACCCUUGUGCAAGAACAGUGACAGCCCAGAUGACAAUCAGACAGAGUGUCUGGGAGAAUUCACCCUGCUUUCCCCAACUCCUGGGCACUUGGUGGAAGAUAAACAUGUGGGGUUGGCCAAGCAUGCGCUGGAGCUUGAGCCAGAAGAUCAGAAGUUUCAGGAACCAUUUUACAAAGACAUGGGAAUGUCUGACAGCUUGGCUGGAGAUGAGGAGCCCAGCCUGACCUAUCACCGUCCUGGGCAUCAGAGGUUGCCUGCUCUCCAAAAGACCAAUACAGCACCAAGUGGUUUCCAUGACUCUUUCCAGCACAGCUCAGGCCAGCACUUGGGGACAGAGGCCACUGCCACACAGGCCCAUGCCAGUGACCAUUACGUGGAACACCCAGAGAGCGCCACGGGAGCAGAGCCCCAGGUGCUGCUGGAGGAGGAUGGUGAGGACAAUGAGCAUAGGGAGGACAGGGAGUUCCCGUCCCUGCAGCCGACCUACGACUUGCUCUGGCAGGAGAACGGCAUGCUCAGGUCAGAGAACAAACUGCUCAGGAACGUGAACUUCAUGCUCAUGUCGGAGAACUUUGCACUCAGUCAGGCGCUCAAGGAGCUCAAGAAGGCCAGCACUGUGGUCGUGGAGGGGGAUGUAGUGCUCAGGGAGGAAUACAAUGUGCUCAGGGAACAGUGUGACAGGCUUGAGGGUGAGAAUGCUGCACUCAGCAGGGACAAUGCCAUGGUCAGGAGGAUGUUGAACACCUUCCAGAACAACUUGAAGAGACAGGCGUGCAUGGUGGUGAGCCUGCAGGAUCAGCUAAAGGCCAGCCAGGUGGAACGAGAGAGGGCAGCUGGGCAGUUCCAGUCCUUAGUCCAGGAGACUGAGUGUCGUCUUCAGAUAAUGAAGGAGCGGGCUCUGAAUGCCGAAACAAAUGUGGAGAGGCUGAAGCACAAGAUCUUUAUUCUCCAAGGACAGCUGGAGAGAUGCAAGCUGGAGAAUGAAAACCUGAGAACAGACUGGCCUGGAAGCAGUGAAGCACAACUUAGAGUUCACCAGGCAAAACUCCCACGAGCUCAUAAUGGGCAAAGAUGCCUCCCUCAGGCAGCUCCUGUCUCAGGAAUGCUGCCUGAUGUUGCUGAGGUCCUUGAAUCUACAAGAAAAAUUCUUAAAUUUUGAGCAGACAGAGGUCUUUGAGUGCAAUUCUGUGUGAGUUCCAUGGAUCCAUGUAUGGUCUGAGGCCAUCGUCUCCCACUUGCAAACAUUUACUGCAAAUUAAAGCAUUUCCUUUCCCAUUCUCAAA